Messenger RNA from Ochotona curzoniae (black-lipped pika), 2641 nucleotides. It is a transcript of the gene STXBP4, whose product is annotated as syntaxin binding protein 4. The record is from RefSeq and is a predicted model, not a curated record. Gene Ontology annotation, molecular function: syntaxin binding. Lineage: Eukaryota; Metazoa; Chordata; Mammalia; Lagomorpha; Ochotonidae. The transcript has 19 exons. Gene Ontology annotation, biological process: regulation of insulin secretion involved in cellular response to glucose stimulus; insulin receptor signaling pathway. Gene Ontology annotation, cellular component: cytoplasmic vesicle. Bases 310 to 1986 code for a protein of 558 amino acids.
GAUAAUAAGACACUGGACUUUAUGCUUGAGAUUCAGCAAUUGAUGCUUCUAUUGCACUUAGUUAUCUUCCCGGGGGCCUGGGAAUCCUGUGCCCGGUUGGGAAGAAUGACCACUAGAUGGCGAUCUUACUCACUGGUCCCAGCAGAGAGUAUUUAAGAAGCUCAUGGAGUGAUAUGAAUCAGCGUAAUCAGAAGGAAGUUAGAAGGCCUGAAGGAAGUCUCUCGAGAGUUGGGAAGGAAGAAUUUCUAGACUCCUCAUCAAGUUCUUCAUUUACACAGCUGCUAAAUCCAAGGCUACUGUGGUGAAAGCAUGAGUAAAAAUACAUCUGCUGUGGAAUCAUCUGGUCUACUUGAAAAGGACCCUGCCUUGCAGGUCAUCACAGUUGUGAAAGAAGCCGGACUUGGUCUCAACAUACUAGGAGGAAUUAAUCGGAAUGAAGGGCCGUUGGUCUACAUUCAAGAAAUCCUUCCCGGAGGAGACUGCGCUAAGGAUGGACGUUUGAAACCAGGAGACCAACUUGUUUCAGUAAACAAGGAAUCUAUGAUUGGUGUGUCAUUUGAAGAAGCAAAAAGCAUAAUUACUAGAACCAAAUUGAGGUCUGAAUCUGUUUGUGAGAUAGCGUUCAUAAGACAGAAGCAUUCCAGCGGUCAUUCAGAAACCCUGUCCUACGCGUCCUUUCUGCCUGCUUCAGGAGAAAAUGGGCCUCAGGCCUCAGCAUUCAGCCUUCUGUCUUCUCCCACCCAAGUGCUAAUUCCAAGGACCUCGUCCACCCCCAAAGCUCAGGAUUCCAUUUUACCUUCUUUCAAGAUCGAUCAGACAAAAACUGGAUGCAGGAAACCAGAAUAUACUUCGAUUACUGCCUCGAACAACUGUGCAGAUAUAUCUAAUUCAGAUGCUAUUCCUGCCCUGACUGAUAAUUAUGGACCACGGGGAAAGAAGAUUGGCCUAAAUCCCUCUGUUCGAAUGAAGGCUGAGAAACUGGAAAUGGCUCUAAAUUAUCUUGGCAUUCAGCCUACAAAGGAACAACAGCAAGCCCUGAGACAGCAAGUACAAGCAGAUGCAAAAGGGACGGUGUCUUUUGGAGAUUUUGUCCAGAUUGCCAGAAAUUUAUUUUCCCUGCAGUUGGAUGAAGUAAAUGUUGGAGCACAAGAAAUUUCUAACAUAUUAGAUUCACAGCUUCUUCCCUGUGAUUCUUUAGAAGCAGAUGAAAUGGAAAAGCUUCAGCGUGAAAAAAAUGAUGCCUUGGAAGAAAUGAAGACCCUCAAGGAAAAAUUAUUUGAAUCAGAGAGGCAAAGGAAACAAUUGGCAGAAGAGCUCCAGAACGUGAAACAAGAAGCUAAAGCUGUGGUUGAAGAAACAAGAGCUCUGCGAAGUCGCAUUCAUCUUGCUGAAGCUGCACAGAGGCAGGCCCACAGAAUGGAAAUGGACUAUGAAGAAGUGAUCCGUCUGCUAGAGGCCGAGAUUACAGAGCUAAAGGCUCAGCUUGCCGAGUGUUCUGACCAAAAUAAAGACAGUGUUCAGGAUUUAAGAAAGAGGAUCACAGUACUUGAUUGCCAGCUGCGGAAAUCAGAAAUGGCUCGAAAAGCUUAUGAGGCAUCCACUGAAAAACUUCUUCAUUUUAUGGAGGCUAUUCAAGAAGUGUUUUCUGAUAAUUCUAUUUCUUUAUCAAAUUUAAGUGAAAGAAGAGCUGCUUUUGCUUCUCAGACUUCCCUGACACCACUGGGAGGAAGGACCGCGCGAAACAUCCCAGCAACCCUGCUGCUGGAGUGUAAGGAACUGGUCAAAUCCGUCCGUGCCAUACUUGAUAUGGAUUGCUUACCUUAUGGGUGGGAGGAAGCUUACACAGCAGAUGGAAUCAAGUACUUCAUCAAUCAUGUUACACAGACCACAUCCUGGAUCCAUCCUGUGAUGAGUGUCUUGAACCUGUCUUGCUCAGAGGAGAAUGAAGAGGAUUGCUCUAGAGAACUUCCUGACCAGAAAAGUUGAUGAUUUUCUACAGGAAAUGGAGCCCCACAUGGUCUCCUGAACUCCCAGUCUACAAGGAUGACUGGAACAAGGAUGGGAAGCACCCAGCCCUGAGAUGCAGCACCUAAGACAGAAACGAAAACACAGAGUACUUGCUGAAGUAUGAAGUGGAGACUCUGGAUUGGGGGGUGUUUUUGCUAAACUUUAUGAUAUUGCUAUGUACGUAAAAGAGCAAUCACUACUACACGAGUUCUUUAGAAAUCUAGUCAUGGAUCUUGAAGUCACAUAUUUUUUCAUAUAUAAAUAGAUCUUUAUAAUUUUAUAUAUAGUUCUUUAUAAGAUUCAGUUUUUUAACUUGGAAAUUUAUGUGAACAUAAUGAAACACUUCAUUUAUUUGAUAAUUCUCUAAGCUUUUACAUUCAUAUCUUAGGAAAAUGAUCUCAGCAAGCUUUGGUGGUUUGAGAAUCUCAUUUACACAUCUGUCUCGUGGGCUACUGGAGACUGCAAAUGUCUUUAUGGGAAUUUCUAAUUUACAAAUUGCUUUUCACACUUCAUUUUAUUUAAACCGUGCAACAUGCCUGUAAGGCUGAUCGGGUGGGUAUUUUUUAUUCUGACUUUUCAGAGAGAUGUAGUACCAUGUAAGGGUGGAGAUUCAUACCUCAGUCUUCUGAUUCCA